Molecule: messenger RNA, 990 nt
Organism: Ochlerotatus camptorhynchus
Lineage: Eukaryota; Metazoa; Arthropoda; Insecta; Diptera; Culicidae
Product: FACT complex subunit spt16-like
Exons: 1
Coding region: 1-990 (329 amino acids)
Biological process (GO): transcription elongation by RNA polymerase II
Cellular component (GO): FACT complex
Molecular function (GO): nucleosome binding
Source: RefSeq, a predicted model, not a curated record
AUGUUUUGGUUUGCAUUCACAACGGCCCCAAAAAUUUCGAAUAUCGUGUUCGAUAAGGAUUCCUUCUACCGACGAAUAAAACGCCAACUGGAAGGAGCCAGAGUUUUCCCAUGCCAACUGAAAGGAACCAGAGUUUUCAUUGCAGAAGACGGAUUGCAUUCUGACGGCGGUCGGCGUAGCCGAGUAAACCAUUACAACAAAUCCACCUCGCUGCAGUCCUGGCUGCUGGCAUACGAGCUGACCGAUACGAUUACGGUGCUGUGCGAAAAGUCCAUCUUUGUCCUGACCAACAAGAAGAAGAUCUACUUCUUAAAGCAGAUCGAUAAGAACGGUGAGGAGGGCAUUCCAUCGGUUGAGCUGCUCGUUUGGGGUAAGAACGACAAAGACAAGGCCAAUUUUGAUAAGCUGCUGGAAGCGAUCAAGAGAUCCAAGAAUUGCAAAACGUUGGGCGUCUUCUCCAAGGAGGACUUCUCGGGUGAAUUAUGUGAAUCGUGGCGAGUCUUAGUCAAGGACAAGAGGUUCAACACGGUGGACCUCAGCGUCCCAAUCGGGUACAUUAUGUGUUCUAAGGAGGACUCCGAGGUCAACACUGCUGAUGCUGAUAAGAAAGUAAAACAUGCCAAACUGUCGGAGGGUGUCGAGCAGGCUUUGACGGACAAAAGGUACGUCUCCAAUACCAACUAUUUGGACAUGUGCUACCCGGCGAUUAUCCAAUCGGGUGGCAAUUACAGCUUGAAGUUCAGUGCAUUCAGCGACAAGAACUAUCUGCACUUCGCAUCGAUCAUCUGUGCUCUGGGAGUGCGUUACAAAUCCUACUACUCCAAUGUCGUCCGAACGUUGCUGGUCAAUCCUACGGAAACGAUUCACAAGCACUACACCGUUCUGCUCAAUCUGGAAGAGGAACUGCUGAAGGUGAUGAUUCCAGGCAAGAAUCUCUCGGAGGUUUUCAACGUCGGAAUGGAUUAUGCCAAGAAGGAGGAUCCAAGCUAA